CGGUUUUCUUCAACGCUUUGCGCCUCCUAAAGCACUACACAUACCGUGAGUGCCACUUAAGAGGCGGGAACCUUCGCAUGUAUCUGUGGACAUUCUUUGAGUCAGUGGAGGACUCCUGUUAACUUUGCUGGGUAUGACUGAGAAAAUGCACUUACGGAGGCGAGGGGGACCGUACAAGACAGAGCCGGCUACAGACCUGAGCCGCUGGAGGCUUUCCAAUGUCGAGGGCAGGCAGACCUGGUCAUACAUAGAGGAUGGGGGCUCCCCAAAAAGGGAACAGACCAUACUGGAGGCCCAUUCUUUAGGCUUAGACACGACUAAGUUUGUGCGCGACUCGCCGGCCUCCCACACGGCCACGGAUGCUGCCGUAAAAGGAAUGAACUUUUACAGUCACCUCCAAGCCGAGGACGGCCACUGGGCGGGGGACUACGGAGGCCCUCUCUUCCUGCUACCCGGCCUACUGAUUACUUGCCACAUCGCUAAGAUCCAUCUGGAGCAGGCCUGGAAGAAAGAGAUGGUGCGAUACCUGCGCUCUGUUCAGCUGCCCGAUGGAGGCUGGGGCCUACACGUGGAAGACAAGUCGACGGUGUUCGGCACGGCUCUGAGUUACACCUCGCUAAGGAUUCUGGGCGUCGAUCCGGAUGAUCCCGACAUGGUUCGAGCGAGGAAUAACCUGCACGGCAAAGGCGGCGCGGUGGGCAUCCCAUCCUGGGGAAAAUUCUGGUUGGCUAUUUUAAACGUCUACAACUGGGAAGGAAUGAACACGCUUCUACCAGAGAUGUGGUUGUUCCCCAGCUGGCUGCCGGCCCACCCGUCGACGCUGUGGUGCCACUGCCGCCAGGUGUACCUCCCCAUGAGCUUCUGUUACGCCGUGCGACUCGUCGCCGAGGAGGACGUCCUGGUCCUGGCCCUCAGACAGGAGCUUUACGUCCAAGACUACGCCACCAUCGACUGGCCAGCUCAGAGGAGCAACGUGGCCGCGUGUGACAUGUACACUCCCCACAGCACGCUGCUUUCUGUAUUCUAUACCGUGCUCAACGUGUACGAGGCCCACCACAGCGCCACGCUGAGAGCAAUGGCCGUCAAAGAACUGUACGAGCACAUCCAGGCUGACGACCGCUUCACCAAAUGCAUCAGCAUCGGCCCGAUCUCCAAGACGAUCAACAUGCUAGUCCGCUGGUACGUGGACGGACCCUCGUCGGAAGCCUUCCGGGAGCACGUGUCCAGGAUCCCCGACUAUCUCUGGCUGGGACUCGACGGUAUGAAAAUGCAGGGCACCAAUGGGUCUCAGCUUUGGGAUACUUGCUUUGCCGUUCAGGCUUUCCUUGAGGCCGGAGCCCAAGACAACCCCGCGCUAGCCGAGUGCCUUGGACGCGCCCACCGGUUUCUGACGCUCACACAGAUCCCGGAGAAUCCUCCCGAUUACCAAAAGUACUACCGGCAAAUGAACAAGGGGGGCUUCCCCUUCAGCACCCGCGACUGCGGCUGGAUCGUCGCCGACUGCACCGCCGAGGGCCUCAAGUCGCUGAUGCUGCUGCGUGAGCUGUGCCCCUCCGUCGGCGAGCCCGUGGGGCCGCAGCGCUUGUACGACGCCGUCAACGUGUUACUGAGCAUGAGAAACUCAGACGGCGGGUUUGCCACGUAUGAAACAAAGAGAGGGGGGAGACUUCUUGAGCUGCUCAACCCAUCGGAGGUGUUUGGUGACAUCAUGAUCGAUUACACGUAUGUGGAGUGUACGUCGGCAGUGAUGCAGGCGCUGGGCCAUUUCCGCAAGAUCCAUCCUGAACACCGCGCUGAGGAAAUUAGGAACACUCUAAGAGACGGCCUCGAUUACUGUCGGAGGGUGCAGAGGCCCGACGGAUCCUGGGAAGGGUCCUGGGGAGUGUGUUUCACCUACGGGACGUGGUUCGGCCUGGAAGCCUUCGCCUGUAUGGGACACGGCUAUCAGAGCAACGCUUGCGCGGAGGUGCGCAACGCCUGCCGCUUCCUGUUGGAUCGGCAGAUGCCCGACGGCGGCUGGGGGGAGGACUUUGAGUCGUGCGAGCAACGGCGCUACGUUCAGAGCAGCUCGCCGCAGAUCCACAACACCUGCUGGGCUCUGUUAGGGCUCAUGGCGGUCAGGCACCCUGACCAGCGGGCCAUCGAGAGAGGGGUCAAGCUGCUGAUAGACAAACAGCUGCCCAACGGAGACUGGCCCCAGGAGAACAUUUCCGGCGUGUUCAACAAGAGCUGCGCCAUUAGCUACACUUCCUAUAGGAACGUCUUCCCCAUUUGGACCCUGGGCCGCUUUGCUUCACUGUACCCCCGCAGUUCUCUAACAGGAAAGCUCAAACUGUGAACACCCGGAGCAUGGGGAGGGGGGGGGGGGCGACCUGGUCCAUUUCAACCAUGAAUUCCAAGACUGUGUGUAAGUGCCCCCACGGGAUAGUCCGCAGUGGCUUCAUAUUCAUCCGUGCUGAUUAAAGGAGCCCCAGCAUGGAACAUUAACUUUUUAAUUGCUUGUUUACAAGUGGUAACGUGUGAAAUUACACAACCGAGUCAAUCUUUUUACAAGACGCUCUUCUUGGAGUUCUGUCGAAUCGGGAUGUCACAAUUUUGUUCAUGUCGGCCAUAUCCUCACCACACUACUGUCUGCGCUACAGACGCAGAUGCGUGACGCUAAUUGGCAGGUGGAAGGAAGUGCUGCACAUUGCUCUGAAUCACUUUUUGUUUUUCUUCCUGGAGUGCUUUUGCUAAUUGUUAAUCAAUUUGAGAGGCAUCUUUGUCAUUUUGAGGAGUGUUUUUGUGUUUUUUUUUUUUUCCCUUCCUUCCCCCUGGAUCAUGUCGAGGUGUGGUUUCCAAUCGUCUAACGCAUUCUUCGGUCAUGAGCCUUUAUUCUUCAGGACAAUUGUUUGUUUUACAAUUGUCAUUGACAUACCUGAAGUUUCCCAUGGAACCAACACGAGGAGUGCCUCGCAAUGUGCCGGCGACAGCGAGCAGAUCUUUCACGAGGAUAGCGAGCCAGCGCUCAAGAGGCUGGUUUAUCCUGUUCUGACUUUUUCCAAGAAAUGACCCUUUCACUUUCCUGUUAGUCAUUUGCGUUCAUAUUCAUGGGUCCUUUUGACCCGGGGCCCGUUGACCUAGAACCGUCGGAAUGGAAAACGAUCCCAAUAAAUGUUGUUUAUAUCUCAUUGUUAUUUAUUUCAACACAGAUCUGAGCGGAGCUACUUUCAAGAUGAUUUUAACUUGAAUUGUUCAGCGACUAAGUUCAAACAUUCACUUCGACUUGCAUUAUAAUGGAUAGGUUUGUCCAAAGAUAUUUCUCAAAAUGACCUGGACAUCGAGUAGCUAUUCCUCUUUUACUAGUUUCUUGUCAUACAGUGCGCCUGGAAAGCACAGUUAUCCACCGAUAUGUAACGUGGGAAAAGUGAAGCAGCCGCACCUGCCUGCAGUCCAGACACGUUUUCAAUGGAACACAGGUCUGGACUGCAGGCAGGCCAGUCUAGUAGCCACACUCUCGGGGCAACUUGACUAAAAAAAUACAUCUGUUAUUUUAUUUUAUCAGAGUGAGUACUUUUCUAUCUGGGAUGAAAAUGUGAGAGAGAGAGAGAGAGAGAGAGAGAGAGCUCCGGCAGCUCCUACAGCGGCAGCCAACUUGACAUCUUCAAUGUCCACAACUUGUUGAAACGGCCGGUGCCACAGUGACUGUGCUGAUGGAAUGGUUUGUCUGAUUUUCUUUUGUGUGCAAAAGAGUCGCGUCGCGCCACAUCCAAUAUUUGCAUACGGUUGCAAUCCAAAACGAUCACAUGACCAGCAUCCGAAGGUGUGUCGGCAUUUUUGGGACUGUGACGGAACGUCUGGUGUUGCCAACGCCUUAUUCAAUUUACCCGCAGCAACAAAUAAGCGAGUUGCCGUAAAAGCGCAGUCAGUCCAAAGGUGAGCAAGUGUGGAUCAAAGCUCCAGCAAAAGGGUGUCGAGCUGAGAUUUGUUUUCAUCCAGGCAGAAAGCCAUCCUGCAAAGAUGCCCCUCAGAUAUCCUGUCUACCGACCCUACGUUUGUCAGCCGGCGUAUCAGCCGGCGUAUCGCCCCGUCGUGACUUGCGCUCCGCGGGUGUACUGUCCUCCGGCUCCAGUUUACGGACCCUACGGAGGAAGGCCCGUCGUCGGUGGAUUUCGGCCCGGCUACGGCUACAACUACAGCUACGGCUACGGGUAUAGACCUGGUCCUUGCAUCAGGCGUUGACUCAGUUUUGGUCAGCGGUUUUCGUCAGUUUGAUGUAUCGGCCUUGAAUUCAAUAAAUGACACGUGUG
This is a messenger RNA of Hippocampus zosterae (dwarf seahorse), 4289 nucleotides long. It is a transcript of the gene lss, whose product is annotated as lanosterol synthase (2,3-oxidosqualene-lanosterol cyclase). The record is from RefSeq and is a predicted model, not a curated record. Gene Ontology annotation, cellular component: lipid droplet. Gene Ontology annotation, biological process: triterpenoid biosynthetic process; cholesterol biosynthetic process. The transcript is spliced from 24 exons. Gene Ontology annotation, molecular function: lanosterol synthase activity. The coding region runs from base 134 to 2338 and encodes 734 amino acids. Lineage: Eukaryota; Metazoa; Chordata; Actinopteri; Syngnathiformes; Syngnathidae.